Musca domestica (house fly) is the source of this 864-nucleotide messenger RNA. RefSeq names its product high mobility group nucleosome-binding domain-containing protein 5-like. NCBI's taxonomy places the organism in Eukaryota, Metazoa, Arthropoda, Insecta, Diptera, Muscidae. The record is from RefSeq and is a predicted model, not a curated record. The coding region runs from base 1 to 864 and encodes 287 amino acids. The transcript is spliced from 2 exons.
AUGGAAAAGGAGUUCCAAAAUCAAAAGUUCCAAGAAGAGGAGCGAGAAAAUACAACAGCGUCAGGAGUUAUUGAGCUCGAAAAUCCUGGGGCAUUGAAUACAUCCGAGUUCGAUAUGGAAAAAAUGGUACGAGAGUUUCGGGCGUUCCAGAAUGUGAUUAUCCAGCAGCACCAGGAGAAAAUUAAGUCGAUUAUGGAAGAAAUUGAGCAGAUGUUCCUAUCGCAGCAAUCCAGCAACAAUCAAAAAGGGGACAAGGAAGAAAAGGAAAGGCAAGUCGUCGAAGCUGGAAAAGAUGACCUGUCCACACAACUAGCAAAUGCAAGAGAGGGACAUAAUGCUGUUGAACGAAAACAGAUUCCAGUCUUGGAAGAAGAAGAAGAAAAUUCCGCCCUGACCAAUGAAGAACCCGAAAAACAUAAUGAUAUUGGAGAAAAGGAAAAAGAAAUGAAGGCGAUAAGCACAGAAGGUCCCAUCAUUUCCAACGAAUAUGGAAAAGAAUUAAUCGAAGAAGUGGGAAAAGACAAACAAAGUUCUCUGGUUCCGGUUCCUGAAGAGUAUUCCAACGAGUAUGGAAAUGAAUUUAUCGAAGAAGUGGGAAAAGCCAAACAAAAUUCUCUGGUACCGGUUCCUGAAGGUCUUAGCGAAAUCCAUAGCAAAUCAUCAAGGGCCGUGAAAACAGAAGACGACGAAUCGGAGCUUACAAUAAAGCCAACGGCAAUCUUUUGCUACAUGGGUGAUGACGGUCUGCAGCGAUGGACUACUAAUUCGGCAGCAUGGAAAAUGAAGCCGGCAAAUAAAGGUGGUGGUAUCGGCAAGAGAGGCUGGAUUAAACGUUGGAGUCGUUUCCUGGAAGCGGUUACCUGA